CUCACAGCUAGUCUUUUAAAAAAGACUCGAACUUUUUCUCUGCUGCCUCUGAUUUUACCACUCAAAAGUUUCUCCAUUGUUAGGGUUCUGAAAUUUGCUGGGUUCUAAUUGGGUUGGUGAAUUUGAAUCUUUGAGCUUACCAUCGAAAGGUAGGGCACAGUGUCACUGAGCUUCAGUGUUAAGCCACCAUGGUUAUCUGGGGACAGACGAUCGCAUGUGAUUGUAUUGGGUUCUCUGAUUUUUGAAGCUUUUCGCACAAAUUUUCUGACUAUCCACUGCUCAUGGUGUUCCUGUUCCUUUGCGUAAAAAUCUGAAUUCAAACCAAGUUUGGAAAUUUGAUCAGAAACAACCAUGCAAACUGCUUCAUAUCUCCACCCAUUCUCUUAUUGCUCUUACAGAAGAGGCUCUGUAAAACCAGAUGGGUGGAAUAAAUUACAAAUCCCGUAUUCGAGUCAGCUUGCUGAGAAAGUUGCGCUCAUUGGCAGGCCUCAGGCAUGUAAGCUUCUCAGGCCCUUGAAAGAGACCAGAUUGUGUGCAGUUCCCAACGCAGAUGAUGGCCACCCUCCUGUCUCUGUGUUGGAAGAUUCCAAUACGAAUCACGCACCCACUUCAGAAGGGGAGACAUUGUUCAGCAAAUGGUCACCUCCUAGGCAUCUGUGGAGGGGAUUGUCAGCUUUUAUCUUGGCAGGUCAGGUCAUCAUUAGAACUUUAAAGGGUAAAGUGCACUGGAAAAAUACACUCCAACAGUUGAGGAGAGUUGGACCAAAUUCGGCUGGGGUCUGCCUCUUAACUGCAGCAUUUGUUGGCAUGGCCUUCACCAUCCAAUUUGUUAGGGAAUUUACUAGAUUAGGGUUAAGCAGAGCUGUUGGUGGGGUAUUGGCCCUGGCUUUCGCAAGGGAGUUGAGUCCUGUAGUUACAUCAAUUGUGGUUGCAGGGCGUAUUGGAAGUGCAUUUGCUGCAGAGUUAGGAACAAUGCAGGUUUCUGAGCAAACUGACACAUUAAGAGUUCUUGGAGCAAACCCUGUUGAUUAUCUUGUGACACCGAGGGUAAUUGCUACCUGUACUGCUCUACCAUUUCUGACCCUGAUGUGUUUCACAGUAGGGAUGGCAUCCAGCGCCCUCCUUGCUGAUGGUAUUUAUGGUGUUAGCAUUAACAUUAUUUUGGAGUCAGCUCGCAGAGCUCUUAAACCUUGGGAUAUAAUUAGUGCAAUGAUCAAGUCACAGGCUUUUGGUGCUAUCAUAUCAAUUGUUAGUUGUGCUUGGGGAGUUACCACCAUGGGAGGAGCCAAAGGUGUUGGGGAGUCAACGACUUCGGCUGUGGUUAUCUCUCUUGUUGGGAUCUUUAUUGCAGAUUUUGUACUCUCUUAUUUUUUCUUCCAAGGAGUUGGAGAUUCACUGAAGAAUCUAUAGUGGUUUUUGAUAGAGUAUCUAGUGCUUGGUUUCUCCAUGAUUGUUAGUUCUAUGAGUAGAACAUGAUAAGCAUGUAAUGAAUUGAAGUUGAUAAAUAUAAGCGUACUUGAUUGCGUAC
This is a messenger RNA of Rosa rugosa (rugosa rose), 1528 nucleotides long. RefSeq names its product protein TRIGALACTOSYLDIACYLGLYCEROL 1, chloroplastic. Gene Ontology annotation, cellular component: ATP-binding cassette (ABC) transporter complex. The record is from RefSeq and is a predicted model, not a curated record. Gene Ontology annotation, biological process: phospholipid transport. Bases 352 to 1410 code for a protein of 352 amino acids. The transcript is spliced from 3 exons. NCBI's taxonomy places the organism in Eukaryota, Viridiplantae, Streptophyta, Magnoliopsida, Rosales, Rosaceae.